AUGCCGCCGCCUGCCGCUGCCGCCGCUGCAGGCAAGGGGUAUGGCCACCCGCUGGAUCCCAUCACAGCGGACGAAAUCAGCGUGGCGGCGGCAGCCUGCAAGGAGAAGGCCACCGCACUGGGCCUGGGGCCCCUGCAGUUCAACACCGUGACGCUGAAGGAGCCCGGCAAGAAGGCGCUGAUUGCGUGGCAGAAGGCGGGCUGCCCCGAGGACGGGGCGCCGCCGCGCGAGGCAUUCUGCAUCCUGCAGACCCCCGGCACCGUGGAGGCUGUGGUGCUGCUGUCCGAGCCGCCGAUCAAGGUGACGAGCUGGACGGAGGUGGCAGGGGUGCAGCCGCUGGCCACCCCGGAUGAUUGUUUCGAUGCGGAGGACAUUGUGAAGGCAGAUCCCGAGGUUCAGCGCAUGCUCAAGGAGACGUACGGCAUUGCAGAUCUGGCGCUGGUGGCAUGCGACCCCUGGUCUGGUGAGCUGCACCUGGCGCCCAUGGGAGGCCGUCUGAUCCAGACCUUCAUGUAUGUGCGCUCCUCCCCCGACGACAACCACUACGCCCACCCUCUCGACUUUGUCCCGAUUGUUGACCUGAACAAGGGCAAGGUGGGCAAUGCGGGCGCGUGCCGCCCCGUGCUGUGCUGCGCUGAGCUGCGCAGGAACUUGUGUGAGGUGCCAUUCCGAACAGACGUCAAGCCGCUCAACGUGGUGCAGCCUGACGGCGCCUGCUGGACGCUGGAGGGCAACCUGGUGCAGUGGCAACGCUGGAACAUCCGGCUGUCGUUCAACUACCGCGAGGGCCUGGUGCUGCACGAUGUGGGGUACCAGGAUGGCGGCCGCCUGCGCCCCAUCAUCCACCGCAUGUCGCUGGUUGAGAUGGCGGUACCGUAUGCCGACCCCAACGCGCCCUACACCCGCAAGUGCGCCUUUGACGUGGGAGAUUACGGGCUCGGCAACUGCGCCAACAGCCUGGAGCUGGGGUGCGACUGCCUGGGCAACAUCCACUACUUUGAUGCGGUGCUCAACAACAGCAAGGGCGAGCCUGUGUCCCUGAAGAAGGCUGUGUGCAUGCACGAGGAGGACUACGGCAUCCUGUGGAAGCACUUGGAGUACCGCAACGGCCACGCCGAGGUGCGCCGCUCCCGCCGCCUCGUUCUUUCUUUUGUCGCAACGGUGGUCAACUACGAGUACGCUUUCUACCACUACUUCUACCAGGAUGGCACUAUCGGCUACAAAAUCAAGCUGACCGGGGAGCUGUCUACCAACCUGGUGUCACCAGGGGAGGACCCCGCCGCGCCGGCCUGGGGCACGCUUGUUGCACCUGGCGUUAAUGCCCAGUUCCACCAGCACAUGUUCAGCAUCCGCAUCGAUCCCGCGGUGGACGAUGGCGACGGCGGCGCGGGGCUGGUGGUGGAUGCUGUGGCGGUGCCCAAGGGCCCCGACAACCCGGCUGGCAACGCGUUCACCCACCAACGGCAUGCACGCCUGUCAAAACUUGCCUGGCGUGCAGAGGCGCAGCGGGAGUGCAACGCGGCGGUGGGGCGGUACUGGAAGAUUAAGAAUCCGGGCUCCACCCAUCCCGCCACUGGCAAGCCAGUGGCGUACAAGCUGGUGCCCACCCACAGCCCGCUGCUGCUGGCGGCGCCCAGCAGCAGCAUCGCCAAGCGCGGCGUGUUUGCCACAAAGCACCUGUGGGUCACGCCACACGGGGACGAUGAGCGCUACCCGGCUGGAGACUACCCCAUGCAGCAUGCCGGCGGCGAUGGCCUGCCCAAGUGGACAGCGCAGAACCGCAGCCUUGCGUGCGCCGACCCUGUGAUCUGGCACAGCUUUGGUGCCACGCAUGUGCCCCGUCCCGAGGACUUCCCCGUGAUGCCCUGCGAGGUGGUAGGCUUCCACUUGAAGCCCUUUGGCUUCUUUGAUUACAAUCCGGGCCGCGACCUGCCCCCAGGACCCAACAAGGCCAGCACGCUGGCCAACGGCUGUGCCAACGGCUGCACCAAUGGGGCGGCGUAG
Messenger RNA from Chlorella variabilis, 2004 nucleotides. RefSeq lists its product as hypothetical. The transcript has 17 exons. Gene Ontology annotation, biological process: amine metabolic process. The record is from RefSeq and is a predicted model, not a curated record. Lineage: Eukaryota; Viridiplantae; Chlorophyta; Trebouxiophyceae; Chlorellales; Chlorellaceae. Gene Ontology annotation, molecular function: primary methylamine oxidase activity; copper ion binding; quinone binding. The coding region runs from base 1 to 2004 and encodes 667 amino acids.